Messenger RNA from Nerophis ophidion (straightnose pipefish), 1194 nucleotides. RefSeq names its product prolactin releasing hormone receptor 2a (gene prlhr2a). Bases 1 to 1194 code for a protein of 397 amino acids. The transcript is spliced from 3 exons. The record is from RefSeq and is a predicted model, not a curated record. Gene Ontology annotation, biological process: G protein-coupled receptor signaling pathway. NCBI's taxonomy places the organism in Eukaryota, Metazoa, Chordata, Actinopteri, Syngnathiformes, Syngnathidae. Gene Ontology annotation, cellular component: plasma membrane; neuron projection. Gene Ontology annotation, molecular function: neuropeptide Y receptor activity; neuropeptide binding.
AUGCACACGCACUCCGUGCUGAACGUCCACCCACUGGCCACAUGUCCCACUCUGACGCUUCACACUCUUCCAGCAGCAGCAGGUGGACCUCAGCCCGAAGAGAUGGAAGAUUACAGCAGCGGCUGUGACACAGAGCUGGCGUCAGCACCCGUGACCCACCAGGAGAACGAUACAGGCACCAUCUUUGAGGUGGCGCUCCACAACGUCUCCUCCGAGCGUAACCCCCAGUUUGAGGGCGUGGAGCUUCUGCAGUCCUUCAGGCUGCUCAUCAUCCCCUGCUACGCCCUGGUGGCCCUGGUGGGCGUCUUCGGCAACUACCUGCUCCUGUACGUCAUCUGCCGCACCCGCAAGAUGCACAACGUCACCAACUUUUUCAUUGGGAACCUGGCCUUCUCCGACAUGCUGAUGUGCGCCACGUGCGUCCCCUUCACCCUGGCAUACGCAUUUAACCCCCGCGGGUGGGUGUUCGGCCGCUUCAUGUGCUACCUGGUGUACCUCAUCCAGCCGGUGACGGUCUACGUGUCCGUCUUCACCCUCACCGCCAUCGGGGUGGACAGGUACUACGCCACAGUGCACCCGCUGAAAAAGCGCAUCUCCAUCCUGGCAUGCACCUACUUGCUGUCCGCCAUGUGGCUGCUGUCCUGCGCCCUGGUGGCUCCAGCAGUGGCUCACACCUACCACGUGGAGUUCCAAAACGAGGGCUUCAUCAUCUGCGAGGAGUUCUGGAUGGGCCAGGAGAGCGAGCGUCUGGCGUACGCAUACAGCACGCUCUUCAUCACCUACGUGCUGCCUCUGUCCGCGCUCUGCAUCUCCUACCUUUGCAUAUCCGUCAAACUGAGGAACUGCGUGGUGCCGGGCUACCACACCCAGAGCCAGGCCGAGGCGCAGCGCGUGCGCAAACGCAAGACCUUCCGCCUGGUGAGCCUGGUGGUGGCCGCUUUCGGCAUCUGCUGGAUGCCCAUCAGCGUGUUUAACGUGCUGCGUGACAUUGACAUCGACCUGAUUGAUAAGCGCUACUUCCUGCUCAUCCAGCUGCUGUGUCACCUGUGCGCCAUGAGCUCGUCCUGCUGCAACCCCUUCCUGUACGCCUGGUUCCACGACCGCUUUCGCGCCGAGCUCCGCAAAAAGAUCGCGCUCCGCCGUCGUGUCCGCGUUGCCGCCAACAACGGCGCCACCGCCAGCGUGGUGCUUUGA